AACGCUGCCUGUUGCUGCAAGUGUUCAAUCUGCAGUAAUGGACCACGAUUUACCACAUUUAACUCUGGAUUGUCUCAUUCACGUUUUCUCUUUCCUCAAUGAGGUGGACUUAAUAAACGCUUCUACCGUUAAUAAGUUUUGGCAUGAAGCUGCAGAAACGCCCUGGUUGUGGAGGCAGAUGUGUCUACAUCGGUGGAGCUUCUGCAAUAUCGCACAGUUCGCUUCAGGAAAUGGAAGGCUGUCUUGGAAGAGCUACUAUUUGCGGAGGUCCAUGUUGGAGCUCAAAAUGAAGACGGGCAGGUCGUCCUCAGAUUACACAUGUAAAAGUCUGAGAGGUCAUACUGGUAGUGUGGUUGGCUUUGCUUACCUGGUAGAAAACAGCCAGCACUCUGAAUUCUGGAAUGCAUCACCAGUCGUCUGCAGCGCAUCCUCCGACGGAACAGUCCGGGCUUGGAAUGUUCAGACGGGUGCCCAGCUGUGGUCAAGUCCCGUCCAGAGCUCUCUGACAGGCAUUGUCGUUGAGCCCAAGCACAAGGUUGUCUUCACCUCAGACAGUACCGGGGUGAUUAAAGCCUGGGAUGGUUGUACAGGGCAAGAGGUGGCCUCCUUCCCUACUGACGCCUCUAGAUGCAAGCUGCUCUCCUACAGUUUUGAAGACCAGUUUGUCCUCUUUGUUGGAACCGGUGGUGGCGCCUUAUAUUCAUUGACCGCCCCAGCACUGUCAUUGAUAUCACGUCAGUUAGUCUGUGACAGUUUCAGCCUCAACCUGCUGGUAUCCUCUCUUGACAACAAGUGGAUCCUCGCAGCUACAACUGAGGGCUUUGACUUCAACCCCAAGGUUUUUUCCAUCCAGAGUUUGGUAUGUCCCACCGAUGACGAGCCGCUGCUUAGCCAGCCCCUGCCUGUGUCAGGCUGCCUAGCUGCUGUCUUCCUGCCUUCCGACCCAGCCAAAGUGGCUUUGGUACACAGAAAUGAGGACUGGAGUUCCAAAACUGUCUCUGUCUUUGAAGUUGUCUUGAAAAAAUCCAAAUACAAAACGGAAGUUCUAGUUAACCAAGUGGAGACCUUCGUGCUGCAGCUGGACAGGUGGAGUCCUGAUAUUCUUCUUCGGGCCCAGGGGUCAAGCACUCUUGUGUUUGCAGUGGGGAAUCUUUUGAAGGUGUACACCCUGAAAGGUGCUUUGCUCGCUAGUUUUGAGGAUCAUACCCAACCCAUUGCUUCGCUUUGUGUGGACAAUUUCCGUGUGGUUACGGCCUCUCAAGACCUGUCCCUGCGAGUACUGACCUGGAAGAAGGAUCCACAUGGAGGCGUGUCGCUCGAGAGCCGGUUCCACCUCUUGGGAGGCUCCCACACAAUGGCUAGGGGAUUCACAAAUGUGGCCUGUGAUUAUGCAAGUAUUGUGGCCUCCGUGGAAUCCACCAGUGGAAAAGACAUUCUGAAAGCGUACUCCUUUAACUCUUGAAGACAGCGGGAGUGUUGAGCUGAGUGGCUGAUGGGGGUGGUCAUGUAUGAAACUAUCAAAUAUUCUUUUGCAUAUUUAAUAGUUACAGUUACUGCCUUCGAAAGUAUAAUCUUGCAAAAAUUGUGCACUUUAUUUAAUAAGCUUCAUGACAGCAUGUAUCAAGUUCUGGACCCGUGGCCUUCUAUUUUUCCACCUGAGUUAUGCUGGUCCUUUUAAAAUAAAUUGCACAAUUAUAAUCAUGCCAACGUACCCUGUGGUUCAUGGACCUCUUGGAGGUUUAUGGAUGAGCUUCAGAAGGUUUGUGAACCUUAGCCUUGCUUUGAAAGUAGCACUACAUUUACAUUUACAUUUAUUUAUUUAGCAGACGCUUUUGUCCAAAGCGACAUAC
Molecule: messenger RNA, 1850 nt
Organism: Scleropages formosus (Asian bonytongue)
Lineage: Eukaryota; Metazoa; Chordata; Actinopteri; Osteoglossiformes; Osteoglossidae
Gene: fbxw12
Product: F-box and WD repeat domain containing 12
Exons: 10
Coding region: 38-1462 (474 amino acids)
Biological process (GO): transcription initiation at RNA polymerase II promoter
Cellular component (GO): transcription factor TFIID complex
Molecular function (GO): RNA polymerase II general transcription initiation factor activity; protein binding
Source: RefSeq, a predicted model, not a curated record